GCUGAGGCGCCGACGGCUUCCGGGUUGUGUUGGCUGCCGAGCUCGCGAGCCAGCUCAGGCCGGGCGCAGGGGGGCGGGGGCGGCUGUCGCUUUUAGAGAAAAGGGUGGUCGCGGGCAGAGGGGAGAGAGCCUGCUUGGCGCCAACAUGGCCUGCGCGCUCGUGCCUUUCUGCAGCUUCCAGGACCUGGAGUCGGCGCGGGAUUUCCUGUGUUCGCACCUUCGCCAGGGGGGCGUCGGCGGUGGCGGUGGCGUAGCGGGGGGCGCCAAGGAAAGCGGCGGAGGUAAACCAGCAAACUGGGAAGAAGAUGGUUGGGGAGCGUGGGAUGAACCAGAAACACAAGGACCUGAGGAGGAGGAAGAAUCAACUUCUAAGACUCAGGCAAAUUCCUGGCUUCAGGACUGUGUCUUAUCCUUGUCGCCAACAAAUGAUCUCAUGGCAAUAGCUCGUGAGCAGAAAGCUGUGUUUUUUGUGCCAAAAUGGAAGCACAGUGAAAAAGGGAAAGAAGAAAUGCAGUUUGCUGUUGGCUGGAGUGGCUCUUUGAAUGUUGAAGAAGGUGAAUGUGUGAGCAGUGUAUUGUGCAUCCCACUGGCAAGUCAAAAGAGGAGCUCAACAGGACGACCUGACUGGACCUGUAUUGUUGUGGGCUUCACCUCUGGCUACGUUCGCUUCUACACAGAGAAUGGAGUACUUCUGCUGGCACAGCUUUUGAACGAAGAUCCUGUCAUGCAGCUUAAAUGCCGAACUUACGAGAUUCCACGACACCCUGGAGUUACAGAGCAGAACGAGGAACUGAGCAUCCUGUAUCCUGCAGCAGUUGUGACAAUUGAUGGUUUCAGCCUUUUUCAGUCCCUCCGUGCUUGUCGAAACCAAGUAGCAAGAGCUGCAGCUUCAGGCAAUGAGAACGUUCAGCCACCACCUUUGGCCUAUAAGAAAUGGGGUCUGCAGGAUGUGGAUACUAUAGUUGAUCAUGUUAGUGUUGGUAUCAUGACUCUUUCGCCUUUUGACCAAAUGAAGACUGCCUCCAAUAUUGGUGGAUUUAAUGCAGCCAUAAAGAAUAACCCUCCUGCUAUGUCUCAGUACAUCACCGUAGGGUCAAAUCCUUUUACAGGUUUCUUUUAUGCGCUUGAGGGUAGUUCACAGCCGCUGUUGUCUCAUGUUGCUUUAGCAGUUGCGAGUAAGCUGACAUCUGCAUUAUUUAAUGCUGCCAGUGGUUGGCUUGGGUGGAAACAUAAGCAGGAGGAAGAGCCUGCGCAGAAGCAGAAACCCAAGGUUGAGCCUGCAACUCCUUUAGCUGUAAGGUUUGGAAUUCCAGAUUCUCGUCGCCAUGGAGAAAGGAUAUGUCUGUCUCCUUGUAACUCUUUGGCAGCAGUAACUGAUGAUUUUGGAAGGGUUCUUCUUUUGGAUGUCGCAAGAGGGCUUGCUGUUCGUAUGUGGAAAGGCUACCGUGAUGCACAGAUUGGAUGGAUUCAGAUUGUGGAAGACCUACACGAAAGAGAAGCUGAAAAGAUGGAUUUUUCUCCUUUUGGCACGCCUCAGGGGCCAAGCAGAGUUGCUCAGUUCCUUGUGAUUUAUGCUCCCAGGAGAGGCAUUUUGGAAGUGUGGAGCACACAACAAGGUCCACGGGUUGGAGCCUUCAAUGUAGGAAAACACUGCAGGUUGCUGUAUCCUGGUUAUAAAAUAAUGGGCCUGAACAAUGUAACAAGUCAGGGUUGGCAGCCUCAGACUUACCAGAUCUGUCUUGUUGAUCCAAUGUCAGGAACAGUAAAAACUGUUCAUGUCCCUUUUCAUUUAGCUCUGAGCGAUAAGAAGAGUGAGCGAGCAAAGGAUAUGCAUCUAGUGAAGAAGUUGACUGCCUUGCUGAAAGCUAAAACGUUAAAUCUGGACGUGGUUGAGGCUGAAGUGAAGGGAUUAAUUCUUGAUAUUAAAUAUCCCGCUACUAAAAAACAGGCACUGGAAAGCAUUCUUGCAAACGAGCGAUUGCCACUGUCUUCUUUGACAAGCAUAGCGCAAACGUUAAUGGAUACCUUAAAAAGUCAGGAGAUGGAGUGUAUCGAUGAAGGGCUGUUACAGUUCUGUGCAAACAAACUGAAACUAAUGCGCCUUCAUGAGUCAGUCAGCAAGCUAAAUUCUCUGACUGUGCCGUGUGAGAUUGUGCCAUCUAAUAACGACUUGGCUAAAUUACUCCGAUUAGAUGAACAAGAGUUUACUAGACUGCAGAUGUUACUGGAGAACUACAAGCAGCAGAACACUCAACCUUCGGUUCAUUUUGCGGACGACAAAGAUGGCGUAUUGCCCGUGAAAACCUUCUUGGAGUAUAUGGAUUAUGAAAAGGAUGUGAUUAAUGUGAAGAAGCUGGACGAGAGAGAAUAUGUGGCUUUAGGAAGCUUUUUUUUCUGGAAGUGUUUACAUGGAGAAAGUUCCACAGAAGAAAUGUGCCAGACACUAGAGGCUGCAGGAUUUAGCCCCCAGCUAUUAUUGUCCCUGCUUCUCAGUGUGUGGCUUUCUAAGGAAAAGGAUAUUCUUCAUAGAACGCAAUCAAUUUGCUGCCUUCAUGCUGCACUCUCCCUCCUGAGCAAAAUGACAGUCGCUAUAGAUGAGACUUGGGAUUCCCAGUCCGUUUCCCCCUGGUGGCAGCAGAUGCGCACAGCGUGUAUUCAGUCUGAGAACAACGGAGCCGCUUUGCUAUCUGCUCAUGUCGGGCAUUGUGUAACAGCACAGAUAACAGAUAGCAUAGCGGAGAAAAAAUUUUCCCAUAUCACAGUAGGUGCCGAUACGGACCCUUGGGAAGCACUCUCCCUCGAUACCGAAUACUGGAAACUUCUGCUAAAACAGUUAGAGGAUUGCCUGAUUCUCCAGACACUCCUUCACAGUAAAGUGAACAAGAAGACAAGCCAAGUCUCCGCUCUGCAAACUGAGCCUCUUGGCAGACUCUCUGUGAAGAAGCUGCUGGAAGGAGGAAAAGGAGGCAUUGCUGACAGCGUAGCAAAAUGGGUUUUCAAGCAGGACCUCAGUCUGCCAUUACUUAGGCUGGGGAGGCAGAGAGAAGAAUCAGAAAACAAAGAGGAAAUGCCACAAACAGACAGCAGUUUUCUAGAGGAGGCCGCUGAAGACCAGAAAGGCUUGGAAACCAUAUUAGAAUUACUGCAUCUAGCAUAUCAGGAGUUUCCUUGUAGCCUGGAGGCGGAUGUGCUGCAUGCACAUUGCUGUUGGGAGUAUGUUGUGCAGUGGAACAAGGACCCAGAGGAAGCACGUUUUCUCAUCAGGUCUAUAGAACAUCUCAGAUGCAUCAAUAAUGCUCAUGUUCAGUAUGGAAUUGCUCUGAUGAUGUGGAACACAUUCAUCGUGAAAAGACUUUCUGCUGCUACCUAUUUAAUGGACAAGGUUGGAAAAGCACCAAAAGACAGAUUAUGCAGACGGGAUGUGGGGAUGAGUGACAUGGCAAUGACAUCUUUUCUUGGGUCUUGCUCAGAUCUUCUUCAGACACUAAUGGAGGCUGAUAUAGGGAGUGAUGAAAUGCAGCUUCCUGUGCUGGACACGGAAGACGCCUGGGUGUCAGUCGAAGGGCAGACCUCCCUUGUGGAACUAGCCCUUGAGCAGAAGCACAUCCAUUACCCCCUCGUGGAGCACCAGUCUGUGCUCUGUAGUAUCUUGUAUGCAAUCAUGAAAUUUUCGCUGAAGAGUGUGAAGCCCCUCUCCCUGUUUGACAGCAAGGGUAAAAAUGCCUUUUUCAAAGACCUUACUUCAAUCCAGUUGUUGCCCAGUGGCGAUGUGGAUCCAGCUCUGCUGUCUAUACGUCAUCAAUUCUUAACCAAACUGGUGAGUGCCGUGGCGCAAGCCCAGUCUUCAUCUCAGAAAACAAAAGACAGCCCCGAAGAGUUAGUCGCCGUGUCUGUGAAAGAUAGAGAUUGGCCAGCCUUGGCUUUGGAUUUGGCUCAGCACCUUCAGGUCGCAGAGGAUAUAAUUAGGCGGCACUAUGUGUGUGAGCUGUACAACUAUGGCCUUGAUCACCUUGGAGAAGAGGCUAUUCUUCAAGUACACGACAAAGAAGUCCUUGCAUCUCAGCUGUUGGUGCUGACCGGACAGAGGCUUGCCUACGCCUUACUGCACACCCAGACCAAGGAAGGCAUGGAGCUACUGGCCAGGCUGCCUCCAACACUCUGCACAUGGCUUAAAGCUAUGGACCCACAGGAUCUUCAAAAUGUCGAUGUGCCAAUCACCACAACCGCAAAGCUAGUAGACAAAGUGAUAGAACACUUACCGGAAAAUCACGGGCAGUACAGUGUUGCCUUGAAUCUAAUUGAGGCGGUAGAAGCAAUGUCAUGAUGGCAAGGUCACAAUUUCUGCUGCUAGUUUUGAACCGUUCUUACGUACAAGUCCAGUGCAUGGCUCUUGUACGUACAGAUGCAGAACCAAAUGGUUU
This is a messenger RNA of Podarcis raffonei (Aeolian wall lizard), 4421 nucleotides long. RefSeq names its product RAB3 GTPase activating non-catalytic protein subunit 2 (gene RAB3GAP2). NCBI's taxonomy places the organism in Eukaryota, Metazoa, Chordata, Lepidosauria, Squamata, Lacertidae. Gene Ontology annotation, biological process: regulation of GTPase activity. The coding region runs from base 146 to 4324 and encodes 1392 amino acids. The transcript has 35 exons. The record is from RefSeq and is a predicted model, not a curated record.